Messenger RNA from Schistocerca serialis cubense, 453 nucleotides. RefSeq names its product mucin-7-like. Bases 1 to 453 code for a protein of 150 amino acids. The record is from RefSeq and is a predicted model, not a curated record. NCBI's taxonomy places the organism in Eukaryota, Metazoa, Arthropoda, Insecta, Orthoptera, Acrididae. The transcript has a single exon.
AUGGAAAUGGUGAAUACACUAGGAACAACAGCUACAGUAUCAACAACAGCAGUAAUACAACCAUCAGAUGCCACAACAGAAUCACCGUCAGGAGCAGAGGUCAGUCAAGCCACAGCAGGAGUGGUGGCUUCAGCUCAAAAAGAAGUAACAGCAACAACAGCAGCAGUACAAAUACCAGAUGCCACAGCAGAACCACCAUCAGCAGCAGUACCAGCAGAAACAUCAGCAGAUAGUCAAGCCACAGCUUCAUCUCAUAAAGAAUUAAUCACAGUGGAAACUGUGAUAUCACCAGGAGCAACAACAGCAACAGUAGGCAUAGUCACAACAGUAGCUGACAAUCCACCAUCAGCCAUGGCAGAACCACUACCGCCACCAGCAGUAGCAGCAGUAGAUGAAUCAGCAUCAUCACUAAUCCCAGUAACAAGACCAAAUACUAACAGGGUGAGCAAAUAG